Messenger RNA from Periconia digitata, 2173 nucleotides. Lineage: Eukaryota; Fungi; Ascomycota; Dothideomycetes; Pleosporales; Periconiaceae. The record is from the annotation of a GenBank genome assembly.
AUGCAGCUUGGCCUCAGACCACGUCUCUCUCGCCUCUCCCGUCCCUCCUUGCUAGAUCUAGUCCGUUGUGAAAAUAUCACAAAGAUUUCCCAGCGCCCUGCCAACCUCGAGACCGACCUCCCACUAGAGGUCCCGCUGCCCGAGAGCCCUGUCAAGGACACACCCGAAGAGGUCCACGAAGAGAUCUCCUUCGUAGUCAGCCCUCCGCCGCUUUUACCGACCGAAAAGACAUCAGAUAGCGAAGGAGAGGACUCUAUCGCCAAGAAAAUGCCUCCCAAACAGCAGAAGAAACAGGAUGAUGGCGACGAACAGGCGGGCUCCGUCUUUUCCAUCUCCGGACCCGUCAUUGUCGCUGCCAACAUGAUCGGAUGCGCCAUGUACGAACUUGUGCGCGUUGGCCACGACAACUUGGUCGGAGAAGUCAUUCGUAUCGAGGCCGACAAGGCCACCAUCCAGGUUUACGAAGAGACUGCCGGUGUGACCGUUGGCGAUCCUGUUGUGAGGACCGGCAAGCCUCUUUCCGUCGAGCUUGGCCCCGGUCUCAUGGAAACCAUUUACGACGGUAUCCAGCGUCCCCUAAAGAGCAUUGCCGACGCCGCAGAGAGCAUCUAUAUUCCCCGCGGUAUCAAUAUCCCCGCCCUCGACCGCAAAAAGAAGUGGGAUUUUACCCCAGGCAAAUACAAGGUUGGCGACCACAUCACCGGUGGCGAUGUGUUCGGCAGCGUUGUCGAGAACAGUCUUCUCAACGACCACAAAAUCUUGCUUCCUCCUCGCGCCAAGGGAACCAUCACCCGUCUCGCAGACAAGGGUAGCUACACCGUCGAUGAGAAGAUCCUAGAGCUCGAGUUCAACGGCACCAAGACUGAAUACAGCAUGAUGCACCAAUGGCCUGUCCGUGUUCCUCGUCCCAGUUCCGAGAAGCUGUCGUCCGACCGACCGCUCAUUGUCGGACAACGUGUGCUUGACGCUCUCUUCCCCAGUGUUCAAGGUGGAACUGUGUGCAUUCCCGGCGCUUUCGGCUGUGGCAAGACGGUCAUUAGUCAAUCUCUUUCCAAAUUCUCCAAUUCCGACAUCAUUGUCUAUGUCGGGUGCGGAGAACGAGGAAACGAGAUGGCUGAAGUGUUGAUGGAUUUCCCCGAACUUACCAUCAAUGUUAACGGCAAGGAGGAACCCAUCAUGAAGCGCACAACACUGAUUGCCAACACAUCGAACAUGCCCGUGGCCGCCCGAGAAGCUUCCAUCUACACGGGUAUCACAGUGGCAGAAUAUUUCAGGGACCAGGGCAAGGAUGUAGCUAUGAUGGCUGAUUCCUCGUCGCGUUGGGCUGAGGCUCUCCGUGAAAUUUCUGGUCGUCUCGGAGAAAUGCCUGCUGACCAAGGUUUCCCCGCGUACCUUGGAGCCAAGCUGGCCUCUUUCUACGAGCGCGCUGGUCGCGUCACCGCGCUCGGAAGCCCCGAACGACACGGAAGUGUCAGUAUCGUCGGUGCUGUCAGUCCCCCAGGAGGAGAUUUCUCCGAUCCCGUUACGACGAGUACGCUCAACAUUGUGCAAGUGUUUUGGGGCUUGGACAAGAAGCUUGCGCAGCGCAAGCAUUUCCCAUCGAUUAACACAGGUCUGAGUUACAGUAAAUACACGACUGCGCUCGAUAAGUACUACGUCGAAAAUAACCCCGAAUUCCCUCGGCUGCGCGAUCGCAUCAAGGAACUUUUGACGACGUCUGAAGAUUUGGAUCAGGUGGUGCAGCUGGUUGGUAAAUCUGCUUUGGGCGACGGCGACAAGAUCACGCUGGACGUUGCAACACUGCUCAAGGAGGACUUUUUGCAGCAGAAUGGAUACUCAGACUACGAUCAGUUCUGCCCGUUGUGGAAGACGGAGUGGAUGAUGAAGAACAUGAUGGCGUUCCACGACGAAGCGCAGAAGGCGGUCUCGCAGGGACAUGCCUGGCCUAAGAUUCGCGAGAACACGUCAGAGAUCCAAACAGAGUUGCGCAGCAUGAAAUUCGAGUUGCCCAGCGACGGCGAAGAAGCUGUGUCCAAGAAGGUAAGCCUCACAAUAUCCAGCAAUAGACAAUGUGCAAGGCAGCAAGCUAAUAAGAUGUGCAGUACGAGGAGCUGCUGCAGAAGAUGACGGACAAGUUUGCAGCAGUCAUCGACGAGUAAGGAAGGUUUCAGUU